GAGUUGGGACUGAGUUAAGGCAGAGGGAAGGUGAGGUGAGAGAGACUCUCUUCCACAAAUACAAAACCAAAAAAAAAAAAGAGAAAAGGAAAAGCUAAACACUGUGCGUUUGUGAGAGAGAGAGAGAGAUUCCGCGUGGUUGUUUUUGCAUCUUCUUCUUCGUACCUCCCCUUCUGAUUGCCCCGCUUCUCUGAAUCCCUUUCUGUUAAUCAUCUGUCUUUCCAAAGAAAGUUCUGAUUUUUCAAGGUUUGUUCUGUUCCCAGAAGCUCAAGAUUACCAUGAAAAUGUUUCCAAGGCAAGCUUAGAAAGAACAGGGCUUUUCCUCGAAAGCCAGGUGUUUUCAGAAUCGAGAUCCAGAAAAUUCCCCCCCCCCCAAAAAAAAAAAAAAAGCAAGCUAAUGUCUUCCCCAUUCUUUUCUCUGUUUGUGAUGUUUCUGCUCAUGUAAUAUCUUCCCCCCUUCGUUCUUUCUUCUGCUGGAUAGGCUUGGAGGGCAAAUUUUUGGUCCCUCAAGGCUGGUUUUUUCCUUUUUACCCCCAUUUUUCUUUGCUCUAUUUCUUCUUGGAAGGAAAAGAGGUUGAAUAUUAAAAACCCCUUUUUCAUCCCCUUCUUUUCGCUCAAUUUUCUCGGGGCCUGUCCCUUAAAUUUUGACAAGAAACAGGUCGGGUUUUCUGCUUUUAUUCCUUUUAGCUUUGAAGGUUUUUCAUAUGGCAGCAGGAAUGGAUUUCUACAACACCAAUCAGUAUCAGGAACCAGAUCCCUUUGGUAACAAUGAAUUAAUGGAAGCUCUCGGCCCUUUUAUGAAGAGCGCUUCCUCCUUGGAAGAAACCCAUCACUUCCCUUCUUCUUCUUCUUCUUCUUCGUAUCUUCCCUCUGGCUCUGACUUCGCUCAACCUUCUGUCCCUUCUUCUUCUUCUUCUUUCUUCUUCUCUUCUGCUGAAUCUGUUCAUCCCUCUUAUCAGACCUUUGAUGGUUACUCCGCGCCAGCGACCCUGCCUUUUUCAAUUGGGUCGUCGGACGCGUCCCAGUCAAUCGGGUCGGGUUACUACUCAUCGUUUCAGUCUCAGGUGACCCCGGCCCAGCACCAGAUCCAGUUCCAGGGCCCAAGCAGCGAGACGACGACGUGGCAGGGCGGCUUCCUGGGCCCGAGGCCCAUGGUGAUGAAGCAGGCGGGCCAGCCCAGCAGCAAGCCCGCCAAGCUCUACCGGGGAGUCAGGCAGCGGCACUGGGGGAAAUGGGUCGCCGAGAUCCGGCUGCCCAAGAACCGGACCCGGCUGUGGCUCGGCACCUUCGACACCGCCGAGGAGGCCGCCCUCGCCUACGACCGUGCCGCCUACAAACUCCGCGGCGACUUCGCCCGUCUCAACUUUCCCAACCUCAAGGCCGCCUCCGCCGGCAACGGAGACUGCGGAUUCGGCGACCUCCGGCCGCUGCACUCCUCGAUCGACGCCAAGCUCGAGGCUGUCUCCCGGAGCAUCGCCGAGAAGGCGAGCAGCGGAGGGAGGAAGUCGUCGAGGAAGGCCGCAUGCAAGGCGGAGGAGGGGGAGGGGGAGGGGGAGGAGGAGGAGAGGUCCCCUUCCCCGGAUAGCGAGGGGUCGGAUGGGUCGCCGCCGGUGUCGGAGGUGACGAUGACGGAACCGCAGUGGGAGUUUGGGUCGGAGAACUUCAGGCUGGAGAAGUACCCGUCGGAGACCGAUUGGGCGGCGAUAUAUUCUUAGGCGCCAACGGAUUGAUCUUGAAUUUAAGUUGGUAGAGAGAGAGAGAGAGAGAGAGAGAGGGCUUAAAUUAAUUGCAGAAAACCUCUCUCAUGAAGGAUGUUCUGUUCAUUCAUGGCCAUGGUGAGCUAGGGUUUUUAUCUGCUCAGCCAUGGGAGAUUUGAAUUUACUUUCCCUUUGUUAUGUAAUUUUGUAUUUUUAUUUUAGUACUAUUGAUAUUAUGUAAUAUCGUAGUUGUCCAUUAUGUCAGUGUAGAGGACUAAUGAAUGUUUGUGACUCGAAUUUUAUCUUAUGCAAUUGAUGAUUGAUAUUCUCUC
This is a messenger RNA of Punica granatum (pomegranate), 2029 nucleotides long. The record is from RefSeq and is a predicted model, not a curated record. Lineage: Eukaryota; Viridiplantae; Streptophyta; Magnoliopsida; Myrtales; Lythraceae.